Messenger RNA from Mesoplodon densirostris (Blainville's beaked whale), 1833 nucleotides. RefSeq names its product phosphodiesterase 6D (gene PDE6D). Bases 1 to 714 code for a protein of 237 amino acids. Gene Ontology annotation, cellular component: cytoplasm. NCBI's taxonomy places the organism in Eukaryota, Metazoa, Chordata, Mammalia, Artiodactyla, Ziphiidae. The record is from RefSeq and is a predicted model, not a curated record. The transcript has 5 exons.
AUGUUUCUAUUGGUUGAUCAAGAUGCCAAUCGCCGAGGCGGGCUUUCCAUUGGCUUCAGAGCGGGCGCUCCGAGGCUAGAGGGAAGGAGAAGGGAUCCGGAGCGGGAGCUGAGGGGAAAGAGGCCGGUCCGGGUCUGGGUGCUGCAGCUGCUCGCCCGAGGUCUGCAGGCCGGGCUGCGGCUCAGUCCUCGGCUCCUGGGCACAGUCUACGAGGCUCCGCCGGGCCAGCGUGGGAGAGCCGCAGGCGGCGGCCGCCGCAUCAUGUCAACCAAGGACGAGCGGGCCAGGGAGAUCCUGAGGGGCUUCAAACUAAAUUGGAUGAACCUUCGGGAUGCUGAGACAGGGAAGAUACUGUGGCAAGGAACAGAAGACCUGUCAGUCCCUGGAGUGGAGCAUGAAGCCCGUGUUCCCAAGAAAAUCCUCAAGUGCAAAGCAGUGUCUCGAGAAUUGAACUUCUCUUCAGCAAAGCAAAUGGAAAAAUUCCGCCUGGAACAAAAAGUUUUCUUCAAAGGGCAAUGCCUCGAAGAAUGGUUCUUCGAGUUUGGCUUUGUGAUCCCUAACUCCACAAACACCUGGCAGUCCCUGAUAGAGGCAGCGCCCGAGUCCCAGAUGAUGCCAGCCAGCAUGCUAACUGGAAAUGUUAUCAUAGAGACAAAGUUUUUUGACGACGAUCUUCUUGUAAGCACAUCCAGAGUGAGACUUUUCUACGUUUGAGAGAAGAAUAUGUGUGCAUUUCAAGAAUUCAUUUUUUUAGGGGGAAGGAGGAAAGUGUUUACUUUUUUCCUCUAUACAUUUGAUUUUUGACACUUCCACCCCUAAUUCCCUCUACGGCAAAAUCCACCUGCGGCCAACAGGGGACCAGCUCUGUGUAGGUAACCAGAUGGCUUUUUUCUCUCAAGCCACCAUCUUCGACUGACCAGAUUAAACUCCCAAUCCCAGACCAGGGCAGAGGGCACGCCUCAGCUCCUUCUUGGAGUAGACACGGGGACAAACACAUACCACAAGCUGUUCCCGUCACCCUCCCUGCCUCCUUCUUGGGCCCUGCAGGCAACACAUCUUCCUUUGGCCCCUGGUUUUGGAAAAAUUCAAGUUCCUGACCCACAUUUAGUUUUUUUCCUACCAUUUCUAUUUCAUACAUUCUCAUACAUUUAACUUGUAAAAUAGACUGUGAUAUUAUUGUUACAUAGUGAAUUAAAACAUAUAAAUUAGGGCCUUCCCUGGUGGCGCAGUGGUUGAGAGUCCGCCUGCUGAUGCAGGGGACACGGGUUCGAGCCCUGGUCUGGGAGGAUCCCGCAUGCCGUGGAGUAGCUAAGCCCAUGAGCCACAACUACUGAGCCGGCACGUCUGGAGCCUGUGCUCCACAACAAGAGAGGCCACGGCAGUGAGAGGCCUGCGCACCGCGAUGAAGAGUGGCCCCUGCUUGCCACAACUAGAGAAAGCCCUCGCACAGAGGCGAAGACCCAAUACAGCCAAAAAUAAAUAAAUAAAAAAAAUUUUAAAAAAAGCAUAUAAAUUAAAAUAUUCCUAUGUCUUUAGCAUGGCAUUGCUUUCAUCUCUCCUUUUUUUGGAAUGUGAACCUGGCUCCAUGAUGGGAAGAAAGACAUUUAAUAGAGCAGACCGUAGGAUCACAGCUAUAUUUUGCUCCAGAGAUCGACUGAUAGAUCUUGUGGUUCCUGAGCGCUUCAGUUGCUGCUUUCCAAGAAGGUACAACAUACCUGAACAAGACCCAUGACCUUGACAUUUGUCUUUUAGAUGUGAUAUUUCGUGGUUCUCUUCCACAACAUACAUGCACCCUCUGCUUGUUUGUACUGUUUUUAACUUUUUCCCUUCUUU